AUGCCUCUUUUCGGUCGCCAUCAAGAGGAAUAUGAGCCAGAGCCAGUCGUGGAAGAGCCCAAGCGAAGCUCAUCUAUCUUCCAUCGUAACCGUGCCGAGUCUAUCUCACCGUCUGAACGUUCCAUGUCCACCGUCUCCUCCACUCCAUCUCACAGUAGUCGUAAUCGCGGAUUCUUACACAAGAAUCGAGAAGUUCAAGACCCAGUUAUCGCAGCUGCGGAGCAAAGAAUCAUUAAUGCUGAGCAAAUGGAGAGAGAAGCCGACAGAGCAUUGAUUAAUGCUAGAGAGGCGGUGGCAGAAGCAAGAGAACAUAUGAGACAACUUAAGCUGGAGAUGGAAGCACAAGCAAAAGCAUUGAAGGUUCGACAAGGACAAGCAAACAACAUCUACAAGAGAGCCAAACCUCUUGGUCGUCAUCAAGUCCCCGGCUUGUGA
Messenger RNA from Botrytis deweyae, 435 nucleotides. RefSeq lists its product as uncharacterized. Bases 1 to 435 code for a protein of 144 amino acids. Lineage: Eukaryota; Fungi; Ascomycota; Leotiomycetes; Helotiales; Sclerotiniaceae. The record is from RefSeq and is a predicted model, not a curated record. The transcript has 3 exons.